Molecule: messenger RNA, 729 nt
Organism: Arachis stenosperma
Lineage: Eukaryota; Viridiplantae; Streptophyta; Magnoliopsida; Fabales; Fabaceae
Product: transcription factor MYB36-like
Exons: 3
Coding region: 1-729 (242 amino acids)
Source: RefSeq, a predicted model, not a curated record
AUGGGAAGAAGUCCAUGCUCUGACAAAGCUAACGUGAAAAGAGGGCCAUGGUCUCAUGAAGAAGAUGAAAUACUCAAAAGCUACCUCAACAAACAUGGCUCUGCUGGUAACUGGAUAGCCCUUCCUCUCAAAGCAGGCCUUAAACGCUGCGGGAAAAGCUGUCGUCUGAGAUGGCUCAACUAUCUCAGGCCUCACAUCAAGCUUGGAGCUUUCACUGACGAUGAAGACAAACUUAUCUCCACCCUUUAUGCUACCAUUGGAAGCAGGUGGUCCCUUAUAGCAGCUCAACUACCUGGAAGAACUGAUAAUGAUGUCAAAAAUCACUGGAACACUAAGCUUAAGAAGAAGUUCUUCGCAGGAGGAAUAAACACUGCCAAUGCCACUACUGUCCUCAACACUGCUUCUUCAAAGUUCCCAACUUUCACUCCUCAAGUUGAAGCCUUUGAUCAUAAUAACAACACCCCAACUACUUGUUUUGAGUCUGCUGUUUUGGGUUUGUACCAAACACCAUUCCCAGUUCCAUCAAAAAUGCUGCCUUUGGAAUCAGACAUUUCAGCUACUAAUCCCUUGGUAAUAAAAGAGAAAGAUCAUGUUGGUCAUCAGUGGCUUGGUUAUUAUGCUGAAGAAGAUGAUGCAUUCUUGCUUAAUUUUGUGCAAAAUGGAUUUGCUUAUUCUCAAGAUAAAAACACCCAACUGGACCCAUCAUCGUCGUCGUCGUCAUAUAUCUAA